AUGACUCAAAUCCGUAGUUCUCAGCAGACCCAACAGGCCACCCAAACGACUCGGCAAACCCAAGAAGCCACCGAACCAAAUCAAGUCCCUGCCACCACCCAAGCUACCAAUACGACCACUGCCCGCCGUACCGGUCGCCAAAGAGGCUCCCAGGGCUACAAUGGUGACGAUUGCACUGCUUUGGUCGAUUCUGUCAAGCGCGUCCUGCCCUUGGGGAGCAAUGACUGGGACAGAGUCCACGAAUUAUACGAGCAAUAUGCAAUCGAGAACGGACGAGUCUCCCGCGACCCCGAUCCGCUAAAAACGAAAUUCAAGGCUUUGGUUGGAUCAAAAAAGCCGACGGGAGAUCCUGAUUGCCCUGUGUGGAUCAGAGAGGCAAAACAGGCCAAUGUUAUGAUCAAGGAACGGGCCCAUAGCUUGGCCUUUGUCGACGAUGAUAACGACAGCGAGGUUGAAGGUGGAGAUGCAAGGAACGGUAUUGGGAACCCUGUUCCCCUCUCUCCAGGUGACACUCGCCUUGGUUCAAACACAGAUCGCGCGAACGAAUCACAGGGAACUCUUCUUUCCGGCUGGAGUGCAUCUCAGUCCCAGCUGCCAGCCAACCCGACCGAUAAUGAUGGAGACAGCGAUGAAGCCCUCCAAGAGAUCAGUAACGUUUUGCAAUCAUCAGCACAGAUCUCCACUCAAGCCAAUCCAGCAGCUAGUACUUUGGCAACUCCCAUCCGACCUGGUCAUACGGUUACACAAAAUCAACCUUUGGCUCAACAAUCUCGCGCCCAAUCUGCAACUCCAGCUUCCCAUUCGACCAACACAGCACCACCAAGCGGCCCCGCCCGUCGCGCCAGAGGCCCUCAGCCUCAAGCCGGCCUUCAAGUGGCUUUAACUUCGUUUUUCGAUCCCGAAGCCCGUGAGACACACGCCAAUUCGACAAUCAGCCGCUUGCAGGCCGAGGCAAACCGCCUCCGCGAAGGGGUCAACAUUCAGGUUCUUCGCUUACAGGACGAACUGCAACAGGUUCGAAAGGAGCUUGCUGAGAAGACCGCCGAUAAUCAAGACUUGCGUCAUCGGAUGGAGCUGAUGCAAAUGCAAAUGGAGUUCCAACAACCCGGCGGUCAACAGGUUGGUCCGAUCACCCCCUCAAUCCUCGACGCGUUCGAAUACGCGGUCCCGAUGGCGGAUAGAACCAAGCAACCUGAUGGGGAUGGCGACCCAGUGAAGGUGACCGAGUUGGAUGUUCUGGAUGCUGCGAAGCGGGAUCGAUCGAUCGAUGUCCUUCGCGGAUUAACUUGUUUCGCAAUGGUGCUCGUCAACACCGCUGGACCAGUUCGUCCCGGCUGGUUGUCGCAUCCAAGCUCGAUCCAUCAAUCCAUUACUUUUGCUGAUACAAUUUUCCCAUGCUUCGUCUUCACUUCUGGCCUGGCUUCCGCCCAAUCUAAGAAGAUUGGACAGGAUGGUCGAGCUUCACCACUCAAAAGAGCGUUGAUCCGGGCCAUCAAGUUGAAUCUGCUCGGAAUAGCACAUAACAAUCUCCUCCCUCGAUUGAUCGGGCUCCACAAAGAUGGCCUAAUGAAUUUUCGGACCUAUCGGAUUCCCUCGGUGCUUGGAACGAUUGGGAUCUCUUCGAUUAUUUGCGCCGUGGAAUCCUACUUUAUGAUCAAGGCUCCGAUUUUUCCGGCUGCACUCGGUCUAUCGUGGUACAUGGUCUCUCGUCUCCGUCCAUUCGACCCGCUUCAUUUAAGCUCUCAGGCCUGGUUCGACCAAAGAGUUUUCGGCCCUUCUCAUCUACACCAACCGACAUCCGGGUUCGAUCCCGAAGGACUCCUACCCGCCCUCUUGACCGUACCACUUUCCGGAUUUCUGGGAAGCUAUCUAGCCCGUCCCUAUCAGAACAUGACCAAGAUCGAGAACGCUCAGCUUGCGGGGCUGGGGAUCCUUGCGAGCUUGUUGACCGGCUUGCUGCCUUCGCCUGCCACCAAGAUCCUUUGGACGCCGACUUACGUCGGACAAACUGCUGCCACAAGCUUGUUAUACUGGUCACUCUCAAAGCUUCUAGUAUCUCUUCCAAAUCGAUUUACCCAGCAAAUAAGUUCAGCGCUCGAAAUCCUCGGCAAAAGGUCGCUGGAGGUUUACCUGAUCUCAGCUGGUGUGUCGCUCGCGUUGACCAGGGUUGGAACCUGGGACACCAUGUACAAUCUCAUAAACAGACUCCUAAUCCUAAUCAAAUUUAAAGACAAUCACAAUCGAAACGUCUUGGUAGGCUUGGCUCAAAGCAGUCUACUGGGACUAUCUAUGAUCCCCUUGUCCAACUUCCUGUUAAACUUUGGUUGGAAAAUUUAG
Molecule: messenger RNA, 2337 nt
Organism: Puccinia triticina
Lineage: Eukaryota; Fungi; Basidiomycota; Pucciniomycetes; Pucciniales; Pucciniaceae
Exons: 5
Coding region: 1-2337 (778 amino acids)
Source: RefSeq, a predicted model, not a curated record